AUGUCCGCUUCUGCCGUGGAGGGCUCCGCUGCACCAAAGCUCCUAGCCAACGAGGCUUACAAGUGCAUAGAUGUCCUGCUUGGCAGGGGAUCCUCCAGCGCUGUUUACUCUAUUAAAGACUACCCUAAUUUUGCUAUAAAAGAGAUCCAGAUUGACGACCAAGACGAGGGUAUCGUCAGCAUUUUCAAGUCUGAGCUGGCUGCUCUCCUUAGACUCUCGCAUCCGGGGGUCCUCAGAUGCCACCAGGUCAUUGAGGACGGGUGCCUUGUCUACGUGACCAUGGACCGCUACAGCAGUUCUCUUGAUAGGUUCAUCACUGAGCACAAACGGAUGGAUGUUUACGUUUCCGACGAAAUGAUCUUCUCUGUCAUGCAGCAGGUCGCCGAUGCCCUCGCCUAUCUCCAUGGCAUCCAGAUGACAAAUUCCAAUGGAAGCACCGUCUGUGGAAUCGUGCACCGGGACCUCAGGCCUGCCAGCAUCCUUAUCAGCGAAGACAAGAAGCGCGUCGUCAUCACAUGCUUUGGCCCCUGCAAGGACGUUCUGCGAUCUGGAAACGCUUUUGUCGGAGCAAGACCGUAUACAGCCCCUGAGACUCUUCUUCGUAACCACAUCACCUCUGCCUCCGAUAUCUGGGCACUCGGAGUGAUCAUCUACGAGCUUGCCACCCUGAAGAGACCCAAUUUCACAAGAACUGGCGACCCAAAGAGUACCUUCAUCUCUGGAUGGAGACCGGACUUAGGUGAUAUCACGAAUAGUGUUAUGAAGUGCAUCCUCGAAAAAAUCUUCGUUCUGGAUCCAGGAGAAAGGCCAACAGCCAAAGAGCUCUGUGAUCUACUCCAGGCAUCCGACGCUUCUGCUACCAAGAGGAAUCCAUGGAUUAUGAUGCUGGAGAAUGCUCUGGACAAGGCAAACGCCAGAAUAGCCUCUUUUGAGCAGAAUCUUCGGACCGAAGCUAGGGACCUCGAACAACAGUUUACGAGGACCUUCAAGAGCCCCCAGAACUCGUGUGCACAGGUCCCUGCACCUCCUACAUCAACACAUGGGCUGGUGAAUAUCACAGCAUUGUCAAGCCUCCCUAGAUCCAUACUACAUUUCUCCUGGACCCCGCUCAUGUGCGCCGCUGCGGACGGAGACAUCGAGGCGGUCAAGGAACACCUCUCGGACAAAGACAAGAGGAACAACAACGACGAGACUGCGCUAAUCAUAGCCGCGAGGGCGGGGCACGAAGGUAUUGUGGAGCUUUUAGACCCUACUGAUGACAAAGGCGUCACGGCACUCAUGAGGGCUGUUGACAGAAAUGACGUAGAUACUGUGAAGGCGCUUAUACCUCUUCAGAAGAGAAAGAGAACAGCAGGGGAGGCUGAAACAGAUGGAUUGAGGAUGACUAAGGGCACAGCAUUGAUGAGGGCAGCAGCGCAUGGCCACACAGGAAUGGUAAAGCUGUUAGUAGAACACGAGUGUCGUAUGAAAGAUGAGUGCGGUAAAACAGCUCUCAUGAGAGCAGCACAAGGGAACAACCUUGAGUGCGUUAAGAUUCUGUUACACGAAGAAGCCGGAAUGACACAGAGUAGUGGCUGGACCGCUCUCAUGUAUGCAGCAUAUAGCAACAGCAUAGAGUGUGCUGCAUUAUUAGUAAAGAAGGAGGCUGAGAUGCAAAAUAAGAAUGGUCGGAGUGCCCUUAUGAUAGCAGUAUUCAACAAUAGUGUAGACUGCGUCGACAUAUUACUGGACCAUGAAGGCGGUAUGCAGGAUAAAGACGGGUGGUCCGCUCUUAUGCACGCAGUUUGUAACAACAAGCUAGAAUGCGCUAUGCUUUUACUAGAAAAAGAACGAUGCAUGCAAGACAAUGACGGAUGGACCGCUCUUAUGUGUGCAGCGCGCAAUAACCAUUUAGAGUGUACAAGGUUGCUCUUAGAAGAAGAAAGCGGUAUGCAAACUAACAACGGCGAAACUGCUCUCAUAAUGGCAGCAGAAAAGGGUCACGCAGGAUGCGUUCGGCUGCUUUUGGAAAGGGAAGGUUGCAUGUACGAUAAGUCUGGCAGAACUGGUCUCAUGGCUGCAGCAUCUAAUAACAAUUUAGAGUGUGCUAGACUAUUAUUUGAAAAAGAGGGUGGCAUGAAAAGCAGUGAUGGUCGAACUGCUCUUAUGAAUGCGGCGUGCAAUAACAGUCUAGAGUGUGUUAAGCUCCUACUAAAAAAGGAGGGCCGCAUGCAAACUAACAGUGGCGAGACCGCUCUUAUGAUCGCAGCACAGAAGAAUUGUCCUGAGUGCAUCAAACAACUACUGAAAAAGGAAGGCAACAUGCAGGAUAACGACGGCGGAUCCGCUCUUAUGUGGGCAGCAUACAAUGGUAAUCCAGAGUGCGUCAAGCUCUUACUAAUGAUGGAAAAGUGCAUAAAAGAUAAUAGUGAUAUGACUGCUCUCAUGUGGGCGGCAUCUUGUAAUGAACAGGAAUGCGCACAACUCUUAGUGCAACAUGAAAGCGAUGCUUCUGGCUGGACUACUCUCAUCUAUGCUGCAAUUUGUAAUAACAUAGAUGAUGUUAGAGACAGUCUUCAUGAAGUGGGCCGUCAGGAUAUCGGUGGGAAAACAGCUCUUAUGUAUGCAGCCGCAUAUGGGCAUGUUGAAAUAGUCAGGCUACUGGUGAAAAAAGAAGGAUGCAUGGAAGAUAAUUGUGGACGAACUGCUCUAAUGAGUGCAGCAGAAAAUAAUCAUCCUCAAUGUGUCGAAGUAUUAUUGGAGAAAGAGAAGGGCAUGCAAGACGAUGAUGGUUGGACGGCUCUGAUGUGUGCAGCGACUAACAACAAUGGGGAAUGCAUUAGGUUAUUACUAAAAAAGGAAGCACGCAUGCAAGAUAGAAGCGGCAUGACAGCGCUUAUGCAUGCCGCUGAAAAUAACUCAAUUAAUGCCAUAAGAAUCAUCCUUAAACAUGAGAAAGAGAUGAAAAGCAAACAGGAUCGCAAUGCUUUGUAUUAUGCGCUCAAGAAUGAACAUCUAAAGGCUGCCAAGAUUAUUAUGCCUCAUGAAGCUCCUACUAAUGGGGAAGGUGUCACAGCCCUUAUGAGGGCAGCGGAAAAGGGUGACAUAGAAGGCGUAGAGCUUCUACUUCCUUUUCAGGCAAGAAGAAACACAGGAUGUGUAGAAUUAGAUGGAUGGGAAAUAUAUGAAGGAACAGCAUUGAUGAUUGCUGCAGCAUACGGAUACACGGAAUUAGUAAAAUUAUUAGUAAAAUAUGAGGGCGGCAUGAGAAGUGGUAGCGGUAGAACUGCUCUUAUGGGUGCAGCAUUUAAUAACUAUCCCAAGUGUGUGGAAUUAUUGUUAGACCUGGAAGGCGGUAUAAAAGAUAGCUUUGGUUGGACUGCUCUCAUUUAUGCGGUAUCUAAUGGUAGCAUAGAUGCCGUAAGACUCCUUGCAGAAAGAGAAAGGGGUAUAAGAGACCAUGAUGGUAUCUCAGCUCUUGAAUAUGCUGACGCUUACGAUUUUCUUGACAUAAAACUCAUUCUUUCAGGCGAUAUAUCCUCCUCCGAAUGA
Molecule: messenger RNA, 3531 nt
Organism: Giardia duodenalis
Lineage: Eukaryota; Fornicata; Diplomonadida; Hexamitidae
Product: Kinase, NEK
Exons: 1
Coding region: 1-3531 (1176 amino acids)
Biological process (GO): protein phosphorylation
Molecular function (GO): protein kinase activity; ATP binding; protein binding
Source: RefSeq, a predicted model, not a curated record